GGUUGCAUUUUUUAAAGGAUUUCAAACUUUCGAAGACAAGUCCAGUGCCAUUAAGAGUAUUGGUGUCUGUUCUAAGCUUGGUAAGAUGAUCAAGAGUACGCUCUGGCCUGGCAUGAAACUUGCUGUUGGAAAACAGGAAUAUAAAGACAUUAUUGAAGCAAGUUUGGGAAUUCACUGCCUGUUUGAUGAAGCUGUGCUGGAAGUAAUGUGGGGCUUGAAGAACCUUAUCAAGUUUUUAGUGCCUGAUGAAGAAUUAGAACUGACUAAUGAGGACUGCCUCCAGAUUAGCCAAGGAAUGAAACUGGUCCUGGAUCGUUAUGGCUUUGAGGUUGAUGCCAGCUUGGUUAAUUCAGGCAUCAUUGAUAUGGCAUCUACCGUGUAUGAAUGUGAUCUUUUUGAGGAUGCACGUGUUGCAUCGUUGCAGAAUGGUAGCAAGCAGCUUGAAGAGGUAUCAGGAAUUGACUCUAAGAAUUGGGAUAGACUGAAACUUGCAACAGCUCUCAAGUUGAUAUGUUAUCCUAAUGAUGAAAUUGUGACUGGCGAUUCAGAAGAGAUGCUGUCAAAGUCUGAGGCAGAACAAUUGGUGCCGACGGUCCUCCUCCUCGCGCGUGGAUCCCGUUGAUGGGGCGGU
Molecule: messenger RNA, 631 nt
Organism: Lolium perenne
Lineage: Eukaryota; Viridiplantae; Streptophyta; Magnoliopsida; Poales; Poaceae
Cellular component (GO): small-subunit processome; box C/D methylation guide snoRNP complex
Molecular function (GO): snoRNA binding
Source: RefSeq, a predicted model, not a curated record